ACCUUCUAGUCCGAGUCAGGAGUCCAGCAGGUGUGUUUGAUACCACAACCUUCUAGUCCGAGUCAGGAGUCCAGCAGGUGUGUUUGAUACCACAACCUUCUAGUCCAAGUCAGGAGUCCAGCAGGUGCUGGACAUGAGGGACAUGAGGAUGUUAGGUGACAGUAAUCCAGACCCGACGUAACGGGAACAUGAAUGAUGACACUUUGGAGGUGAUGAAGCAUCGAAGAUCACCUGCCGAAACUCAUUGGCUGCAGGUGUGCCAGCGUAGCUCCGCCCCAGACAGGCAAGACCAGACCACCCCGACAAGGCCACGCCCCCCGCCUCCUCGCUUAACGCCAAGGAGGCCCCGCCCCCCUGCCCUCCCCCGGGCGAUGGGCAGCGUGCGCGGAGGAUCCUACAGCGUGGUGUCGUCGGAGAAGCCGACCAACAUGGCGGGCGACGUGGCGGCCGACAAGGUCAAGGUGCAGACGCGGCGGCGGCGGUCCGGCAGGCUGGUGAAGAAAGAUGGCCACUGCAACGUGCGCUACGUCAACGUGAGCGAGCGCGGCCAGCGCUACCUGGCGGACAUCUUCACCACCUGCGUGGACAUCCGCUGGCGCUGGAUGCUGCUGCUCUUCUGCCUGGCCUUCCUGCUGUCCUGGCUCUUCUUCGGCUGCGUCUUCUGGCUGGUGGCCAUCUUCCACGGCGACCUGGAGGGCCACGCCCACAAGUGCGUCUCCAACGUGAGCAGCUUCACCGCCGCCUUCCUCUUCUCCGUGGAGACGCAGACCACCAUCGGCUACGGCUACCGCUACGUGACGGACGAGUGCCCGCUGGCGGUCUUCGUGGUGGUCUUCCAGAGCAUCGUGGGCUGCGUCAUCGACGCCUUCAUCAUCGGCGCCGUCAUGGCCAAGAUGGCCAAGCCCAAGAAGAGGAACGAGACGCUGGCGUUCAGCCACAACGCCACGGUGGCCAUGAGGGACAACAAGCUGUGCCUCAUGUGGCGCGUGGGCAACCUCCGGCGUAGCCACCUGGUGGAGGCGCACGUGCGGGCGCAGCUGCUGCGCUCCCGCACCACGCCGGAGGGCGAGUACAUCCCGCUGGACCAGACCGACAUCAACGUGGGCUUCGACAGCGGCGCCGACCGGGUCUUCCUGGUGUCGCCCGUCACCGUGGUGCACGUGAUGGACCAGGACAGUCCCUUCUACGACAUGAGCCGGCGGGACCUCCGCGACGCCGACCUGGAGAUCGUGGUCAUCCUGGAGGGCAUGGUGGAGGCCACCGCCAUGACCACGCAGUGCCGCAGCUCCUACGUGGCCAGCGAGAUCCUGUGGGGGCGCCGCUUCCAGCCCGUGCUCUUCCAGGAGAAGGACUACUACGAGGUGGACUACUCGCGCUUCCACGCCACCUACGAGGCCGCCGACACGCCGCUCUGCAGCGCCCGCCAGCUGGCCCGCAACAAGUACGUCUUGUCGGGCUCCUUCUGCUACGAGAACGAGAUGGCGCUGGAGAGCAAGGAGGACACGGACGAGGGCAACGGCGGCAGCGUGGGCCCCGACGCCACGCCCUCCGACGCGGGCCGCAACCGGACAGAACUCUUGAGGAGGGAGUCACAAAUCUGAGGGUUUUGGACCUUUUUGCCCGCAUGGCGCUCCGGGUGAGGUGGGCGUGUCCCAAUGACGGUACGAGGGGAGGACUGCAUGGCGAGCUGGAAUGUUCUAGAAGGUGCGCCAAAGAGUGUUAUUGUUCAUGGUACUGACGUGUCCGAGGUCUUGUCUGGACCUUCUUCUGGGUCUUCUCUGCAGGACCCGGUCCAGGUCCUGCAGAGAAGACCUGCGCCAAGGUGCGCUGACCACAUGUAAAUAAUCAGGCUUUUCUAGAAGGAAAUAAAAUGUCAAAAUGGUGUCACCUUGUUGUGUGUGUGUGUGUGUGUGUGAUCGUGUGUGUGUGUGUGUGUGUGUGUGUGUGUGUGUGUGUGUGUGUGUGUGUGUGUGU
Molecule: messenger RNA, 1974 nt
Organism: Nerophis ophidion (straightnose pipefish)
Lineage: Eukaryota; Metazoa; Chordata; Actinopteri; Syngnathiformes; Syngnathidae
Product: inward rectifier potassium channel 2-like
Exons: 2
Coding region: 189-1601 (470 amino acids)
Biological process (GO): regulation of monoatomic ion transmembrane transport; potassium ion import across plasma membrane
Cellular component (GO): plasma membrane
Molecular function (GO): inward rectifier potassium channel activity
Source: RefSeq, a predicted model, not a curated record